This is a messenger RNA of Peniophora sp. CBMAI 1063, 1134 nucleotides long. NCBI's taxonomy places the organism in Eukaryota, Fungi, Basidiomycota, Agaricomycetes, Russulales, Peniophoraceae. The record is from the annotation of a GenBank genome assembly.
AUGGCUUCUGCAUCUACAUCCACUACACCGGCCCCUGAGGCUGGCAAAAAACAGCCGGUUGUGGUCAUUGCCAUUGGCAUGGCUGGUGCAGGAAAAUCAACCUUCGUGAAUGCGCUUACAAAUCAUUUGCACGCACAAGAGCCACCCGCGCCGCCGUACUUGCUGAAUCUCGAUCCUGCUGUCGCAAACACCCCAUACGAGCCGAAUAUCGAUAUCAGAGAUACCGUGGACUACCAUGAAGUCAUGAAGCAAUAUAAUCUGGGCCCGAACGGCGGUAUCCUCACCGCGCUCAACCUGUUCACAACCAAGCUUGAUCAAGUGCUCGAGUUGGUGGAAAAGAGAGCGGAGGAGGUCGACUAUGUUGUGCUAGAUACACCCGGACAAAUCGAAAUCUUCACAUGGUCGGCCUCAGGUGCGAUCAUCACCGACGCCGUAGCUGCUGCACUCCCGACGGUGGUCGCAUACGUGGUUGAUACGCCACGCUCCGCCGCACCCGCGACAUUCAUGUCGAAUAUGCUCUACGCCUGCAGCAUCCUAUACAAAACGAAGCUCCCGUUCAUCGUGGUAUUCAACAAAACGGACGUCACGCCGCACGAGUUCGCGCUCGAGUGGAUGCAUGAUUGGGAAGCGUUCCAGGCGGCACUCGCGAACCAUAGUGGUACUACUGAUGCAGAGGGCGAACCGACUUACAUGAACAAUCUAAUGAACAGCAUGAGUCUCGUCCUCGAUGAGUUUUACAAGCACCUGAAGGCUGUCGGCGUGUCUAGCGUGACGGGCGCCGGCAUGGACGACUUCCUUCAAGCCGUAGAGGCGUCUAGAGAAGAAUAUGAGAAAGAAUACGUUCCUGAGCUCGCUCGCGCUCGAGCACAACGUGAAGCGACGCUUCAGAAGAAGAAGGACGAAAGCAUGAACCGGCUGAUGUCCGACCUUGCCGUAGACCGCAAAGCGAAUCCGCGAGCUGCUGCACUUGACCGGUGGGAUCCCAAUGCCGAGGAUGAUGAGGAUGAUGGUGGAGAUAUGAAUAUCAUUGACAAGACUGAGGAAAUGGACCCUUGGCCUGGCCAGUACAUCGACUUAACCCGCGAACGGCGUGGGGGUGGGGAUGACCCGACCUCAUGGCCCAGGCCGGCGUAG